AUGUCAGAACAUGGCGAAGUAUCAACGGCAACAAAACUCCAUCCCUCAGGAGUGUUUACGAUGGAACAUCUACGAGCGUAUCUAUAUGGUCAUAAGAAAGUGCAGUUGAUUGACACGACAAAAAUACAAAAAGAAAGAAUUAAACAUCUUCAUAUCAAUAAAGAACCAAAAGGAAAUUCAUGUAAGUUGAACUAUUUCAGUAGGAGAAAGAUAUUGUAGUUCAAAUUAAGGGUAUAUAGGCUCCUUUCCACAGAAUUCAUGUGUUCCCUUGUUCCUAAAAAAGAUUUCCCCAUGUUCCCUUGUACCCUAAGCUUACAUGUUCCCCAUGUUCCCUUGUAUCCUAAGCUUACAUGUUCCCCAUCUUCCCUUGUACCCUAAGCUUACAUGUUCCCCAUGUUCCCUUGUAUCCUAAGCUUACAUGUUCCCACAUGUUCCCUUGUUCCCUAAAAACCCCUAGGAUAACCUCCUUUAUGAAGUCCUAUAACUGAUCAAAAACUCGUAAAAAAUUGUCAACAUUGCCUGUUUUUAGGGUGUGAUAUAUGCAAUGAAAACCCAGAGGAGUGCCCGAUGCAUGGGCCUUUACACUCGCUACGUAAACUCGUGAAUCAAAGUCAGAUUGACUCACCAAUAGAUUACAGUGCAAUAUUGAAGUUUCCGGAUGAAGUGGGGCUGUGUACGUCGAGUAUCCCUGGGAUCGAGUAUGGAGUGUGUGCCAAGGCCGCUAUACCUUCUGGGACAUGGAUUGGUCCAUACGAGGGAAGACUGGUGCGACCAGAGCAGAUCAAGCGAGGGACUGAGACGGAGUAUAUGUGGGAGGUAGGGUGAAGGAUGGUUGACACUAUCAAAGUUUCUGUGAUCACAGUAGGAAUUUUGCAUGGGUAAAUUGUAAGUUUUGAAGGAUUUGUAAGAAAUGCUUGAGAGAACUGACUCUGUGUUUGACACUGAGAUAGUUUCCUGAAACAUUUCUUACAAAUCCUUCAAAAUUUACUGAUGCAAAAUUCCUACUGUGAUCACAGAAACUUUGAACUAAACCAGACUCAAAAGUGUUCUUCUGUGCUCUUGAAACAACAUGCAAUCUCACGCCAAGGUAGUUUAUGGUAGAACAGUUAAAAUAUUUUUAAAUAUCGUUCCGACACACCUAGUCUUUCUUCCCUUGCCGUUUGCGCGACAAACAUUGCAAGUAAAUCAAUAACUUUCCUUCCUGUCCACAGAUCUUCCACGAUGGUCAGGUCAGCCAUUACUUAGACGCAAGAGAUGAAUCCAACUCAAGCUGGAUGCGUUUCAUUCGCUGUGCUCGUCAACGCUUUGAACAAAACAUGGUGAUAUUUCAGUACCAUGGCUGUAUUUACUACAGGACUACCAAAGAUGUUAAAGUAGGCGAAGAACUCCUUGUCUGGUAUGAUAGUAGAUACUCCCUGAUCUUUGGGAUACCUGUGGCUUUGAAUGAGACAGGAAGUAGAGGUACGCUUUAUUAUCUUGUUUUAAGACGGGCGUGCGUGCGCGCGUGUGAUCACAGAGCACAGCUACAGGUAAGGGGCCCAACCCACUCUAUCAACCCCACCCCCUCUACCAACUUUUCCUGUUUGCUCGUAUUAUCGUAUUACCACGCUGAGUGAGUAUAUUUUGUCAAACUUCCUCGCCAAAGAGAACCGCCACCGACGAGAAAGAAUAGUUAGAUUUGGUAGUCAAGAAGCUCAACAUUCAUAAAUUUCAAUAAAUUGACAAGCGUAUCUUAGGAGACAAUACAAAUCACUCCUGUUAUGAUGCAAAGUUUCCCACCAAUGCAAAAAGGGCAAGAGCGUUCAUGAGUAGUAAUUAGUCUUACUGCACAUAAAUUUGUCAUCUUUGGUUAAAUUUUAUUCAUUCUCAUCUUUACUAAAGGUGUCAACCCACCAAAAGGAAUCGUCACCCAAGAAAGGAGUUACGGAAAACGUCGAAAUAGUGAUGCAGAGCCUCAGAAAGUUAAGAGAUCAAUGGUGGAUAAAGAUAGUACAACAGUGAGUAAAGCUAGUACAGUAAUGGAUAAAGGUAGUGCGCCAGUGAGUACACACAUGGAUAAAGCCAGUACACCAGUGGUCAAACAUGAACCUAACAGUUCAACAGAAGAUAUACCAAGCUCUGCUAUGAAUUACAGGAACUCUAUGUACCACAGGGGACGUUGGUAUACACUCCCCAACAAUGAAGGAUCAUCAGAGCAGGCUACACACUGCUCGAAAUGUAUGAAAGGUUUUAAUAAUCGUGAAACAUUUUUAUUACAUAACUGCUCGAAACCAAUCAAGAAUUACACUUGUGCAUACUGCGAUCGUAUGUGCGCCACCUUAACAGAGCUGGGCAAGCACAUGGAAGAUCACGUGAACGAGAGACCGUUCAAAUGUGGUUACUGUCCACGCAGUUUUAAUAACGCCAUUGCACUUAAUUUACAUGUCCGUAUUCAUGGCCGUCACGUGUCACCAAAGAUCUUACUCAGUCAGGUUGGAGAUAAAUCACGUGCAUGA
Messenger RNA from Paramuricea clavata, 2495 nucleotides. The record is from the annotation of a GenBank genome assembly. NCBI's taxonomy places the organism in Eukaryota, Metazoa, Cnidaria, Anthozoa, Malacalcyonacea, Plexauridae.